UUGAUUAUCUCUGAAAACUUGGAUUCCAGCUUUGGGUAUGUCUGAUGUGAAAACGGUUUGUGAUAUACUGGAUAGAGAGGAGAAAGAAGAGAAAAGUCUACAGAAACAGCUAGAACAAAAACUAACGGAGAAUAAGUUAACCGGCUCAGUUAAAACAGGGGUAGGUAAACCAGGUGAAUUCGUGGUGUCCACUGCGGAGCGAGAGAAUGCUGACGUCAUCAUCUGCGGCUGUCGUGGGAUGGGCAAGGUCCGGCGGACCCUGAUCGGAACUGUCAGUGAUUAUCUUGUCCACCAUGCCCACGUACCCGUCGUCGUGUGUCGCCACCCGAGUCACGUGCACGAGAUUCUAGGGGACCGGAAGUGAAAAAAAAACAGAUUACAAACCAUGUGAUGCUAGUUACUAAUUAUAGCUUUACCUUGUGUAGAGGUGGCGGCGUGUUUCAUUAAUAUUCUUGAAGUGAGUCUAUUUCAAAGCUAAAAUAUUGUUUAUUUAGUAUUGUAAUGUAUAUUAAUGGGACUUGAAGUAAGUCAAUUUUGAAGCUCUAUCAUGUAACUAGUAACUUAAAGAUAUUUGUAUCAAUGUCAAAAUAAAGCAAUAACCGUCGAUCUAUGUGAAAUGUACAUGACUGUAUCAAGUUGACUUUGCUUACAAUUUGUGUGUUUUAUAUGAAAUUAGAACAAUGUACAAAGAAAAAGUGAAAAUGUAGUCAAUAAUGGCUUGAGAUAAAAAGGGACAAUUACACAGUGUUUAA
Messenger RNA from Saccostrea cuccullata (small rock oyster), 752 nucleotides. RefSeq names its product universal stress protein Sll1388-like. Bases 38 to 364 code for a protein of 108 amino acids. The record is from RefSeq and is a predicted model, not a curated record. NCBI's taxonomy places the organism in Eukaryota, Metazoa, Mollusca, Bivalvia, Ostreida, Ostreidae. The transcript has 2 exons.